This is a messenger RNA of Helicoverpa armigera (cotton bollworm), 2928 nucleotides long. RefSeq names its product neuronal calcium sensor 2. The coding region runs from base 267 to 827 and encodes 186 amino acids. The transcript has 5 exons. Lineage: Eukaryota; Metazoa; Arthropoda; Insecta; Lepidoptera; Noctuidae. Gene Ontology annotation, molecular function: calcium ion binding. The record is from RefSeq and is a predicted model, not a curated record.
CGGCAGCGCCGGUAUCGAUCUGAGCGUUUCGUGUGGCCGCUCGUGCACGACGCGACGUUCUCUCGGGAUAUUCGCCCAGUGGUCGCCGUCGGCGCCGGCCUUGCUGCACUGUUUACGCGCACUGUAUAUUUAUUUCAUCCGCGCGAUCAUGCUCACCGGAGCUAAUUGAUAACGCGACACACGCAUCCGCGAGCGCAUCUGCGACCCGCACCGGCCUGUCUCCGCGAUCUCCUACACUACAAACCUGAUAAACUUUAGCAUUCACCAUGGGUUGCUUCGUUAGCAAAGACAAGCUGACGAAAGAGGACAUGGAUUUUCUAAAAACCCAUACGUCCUACGAUGAGACCACCAUUAAGGAAUGGUACAAGGGAUUCAAGCAAGACUGCCCCAACGGCAGAUUGACGCCCGCCAAGUUCGUCGAUAUGUACAAGAUGUUCUUCCCGUCCGGGAAUGCCGUCGAGUUCUGCGACCACGUCUUCCGCACAUUCGACAUGGACAAGAACGGAUAUAUCGACUUCAAGGAGUUUCUGCAGGCCAUCCACGUGACGUCGAGCGGGACGCCCGAGGAGAAGCUCAAGUGGGCAUUCCGCAUGUACGAUGUCGAUGGCAACGGUGUCAUUGACAUCCAGGAGAUGACGAAAAUCGUGCAGGCUAUUUAUGACAUGCUCGGAGCAUGCUCUAGUAACCGGCCGGCGGACUCUGCUGAGGAGCGCGCUAAGAACAUCUUCGCUAAGAUGGAUGAGAAUAACGACGGCCAACUGACGCAGGACGAGUUCCUUAAGGGCUGUCUGCAGGAUGAGGAACUGUCGAAAAUGCUGGCGCCUUAAACAGGCAAACAGCUUCUUUUAACCCUACGAUCGUUCUCACAUACCCACCCUCAUUGUAUGCCUCACGAUAACCCGACGGCGUCGUCUUGUCCACACGGCAGCAUUAUACAAACAAUCGAAUUAUCUCUAUCGAUAUAGUUUCAGUCAAUCAUUCGAUCAUUAACUUACAUUCUCACUGUAAAUAUAUUUUCCAAAUUAAUACUCACCCGCGCUAUCAAAUAGUUUCUAUUCUGUACAAAUUUUUUGUAUCAAGUAACAUUUAUUACCGAACAUUUUUAACAUUUGGAGAAAUUUUAAUCGUUGCGGUGUAAGUGGAGGUAGUUAAACCGGGUCAGGUUGUAUCAUCGAGUCGGAUCUAACACGGUACGCGGUUCGGUUGUGGUGUUGCCGUCGUGUUGACACGGCGCGACUACGUAGCAUGUGUCGGUCACUCACAUUGUGUGCGCAUCUGCCGCUGCACCAUCUGCCGAGCUCGAUAUGAAUCGCAAACCGAGCCACAAUGUCGUUCUGUCCGCCGAGUAAACGCUAACAAUCUAUCGAUUGCAUCCGCAUGUCGGUGUGUGCGCUUCGUUCCACCCAAAUCUCGGCUAAAAACAGCCACGGACGAACAAUGUAUCCUAGCGGCGAUUACUCGCCUCGGCUUGAGGUAUUUUAAGCCGACGCCCGACGUGCGCUUCACAAUCUGCUUUACCACGACACAUGUGAAUUUUGUCGAUUGUAAAAAAAAGUAUUGUAAAAUUAAGCUAUUAUUGAUGUAACGAAAUUGACGUCAAUGAAUCCUCGAUUUAAAAAUUGUCCAUUCCUAUUGAUAAUUGUAUGAAUGAUAAUUUAAUGUAUGUGGAAUAUGUCGCUGUCGGAUUGUCCACUUCGCUAAUAGUAUAAGAUUGUGUCCGAACCAUUCACUUCGUAGACGCUCUAUGACUAUUCCUAUGUGACUCUCGGUCUAUCUGGUUCAACGCUAUAUUCGAUCCGAUGUCGGAUUACUAUGAUAUAAUACUGCACAGUAUAAAUCUUACAUUCUAAUAUUAAGGCAAAAUUAGUGUAGCUAUGUAUGAACAGAAUCGGUCAGAUUGUAGGCACAGCCGGACCGGUCGCCGGCACUCGACACCACGCACGCGCUGCAAUCUGAUCUCUUCUGACGGGUUAAGUUCAGUUUACGUAAGUUAACAUAACCGUAAUAUUCUACAUGAGUAAACUUUAUAUUACUAUCGUUUCUAGUAUCGGUGUUGUUUAUUAUUGGUGUUAUUCGUAAAUUCGUCAGGGAUCUCCACAUCGCCCGGCCGCCCGGGCACUCACGCUUUUUAAUCCCAAUAUUGUUUAAACGCUUUCGUAUACUCUCUAUUCGUGAUACUAUCUGUUACUUCGCGUCGUAAUAAAUUACUUACCUACUAUUUAUACUAUUUAUUGGAGUAUUUGUAUGUAUCUCCCGAUGAUUUUCCACUACUGUGCCUUCUAGUUCCCCUUUGUAAAUAGUUUACCGAUUCAGCAUUAUUUAUUUCAUCUACCAGCUAAGUUUAUUGGUUGUCAACUUUGCCAAAGGCCGUAUUCCCUACCUAUAACUUAACCAAAUUGUAGUGUGCCCUAGUCCCAAUUUCGUAUUAUAGUUAAUUUAAGCAUAUUUAUUAAAUUUCGCAGUCUGCACAAUAGGCACUGGCCGCACAUAGUCGAAAGGGUCGCGAUAUUAUUAAUUAAUUCAUGUUAAUGUUAAGCUAUGUUCUAUUAGUUUUCAGUGCACAAAUAUAAUGUAAACAUACGUACAAGUAAAGAUGGCAGAGCGGAAUUAACGCACAAUUAAAUAGUCACGAAAAACGCAUAAAACUGUUGGCUCGAGUCAGAAAUAUGUCAUCAUACACUGUUCUCCAUCGUUAGUCUAACAGUUAUAUCCCAUCAAAUCAGAUGACAUCUUGAAGACGGUAUUUUGCUUCACUUAGGGUGACAAAAUUUUACAACAACUAAAUUCAUUAACAUCGACAACAUUUGAUACCACAUCGUCACCACAUAAAUGGCCUCCGCAUAUAACAACUCCUGUGAAGCUACUGCAAUAACCAAUAUCUAAUUGCAAUUAUUUUUAUAAUACCGUCUCAUUUUUUGCAAAAAACAA